This is a messenger RNA of Osmerus eperlanus (European smelt), 1906 nucleotides long. RefSeq names its product RAB21, member RAS oncogene family (gene rab21). Gene Ontology annotation, biological process: Rab protein signal transduction. The transcript is spliced from 7 exons. Lineage: Eukaryota; Metazoa; Chordata; Actinopteri; Osmeriformes; Osmeridae. Bases 252 to 908 code for a protein of 218 amino acids. Gene Ontology annotation, cellular component: Golgi apparatus; endosome. The record is from RefSeq and is a predicted model, not a curated record. Gene Ontology annotation, molecular function: GTPase activity; GTP binding.
CAUGGCAUGACGUAGAGGAAGCACAGAGACGCCAUUAGUAGGGUGAGAGAAAAGCGAUCGAAGGCUGGGUGAAAGCAAGCUGGCUGUCAUUUAGAGUCUUGUAUAGGUUUAGCAUUUACCAUUAAUCGAUACACUCCUGAGGUUAAUUCCCUUCCUUGAUUUCGCUCGGAGACAUAGUUAUCUAAUGUGACUGGCGGAAGGCACUUGUACGGGGCUACUUCUAUUCAUAUAGGAAGGAUUUCUUCGCUACCAUGGCGUCUGGUGGAGCUGGAGGAAACAAAACCUACUCUUUCAAGGUGGUUCUGUUGGGAGAGGGCUGCGUCGGCAAGACUUCACUUGUGUUAAGAUACUGUGAAAAUAAAUUCAACGACAAACACAUUACCACUCUUCAGGCAUCGUUCCUCACAAAGAAGCUGAACAUCACAGGGAAAAGGGUAAACCUGGCCAUCUGGGACACAGCAGGUCAGGAGAGGUUCCACGCCUUAGGACCCAUCUACUACAGAGACUCCAAUGGAGCCAUACUAGUCUACGACAUCACAGACGAGGACUCCUUCCAGAAGGUGAAAAACUGGGUCAAAGAACUAAGGAAAAUGUUGGGGAAUGAAAUUUGUUUAUGUAUAGUAGGAAACAAAAUAGACCUGGAGAAGGACAGGCAUGUGUCAGUGGAGGAGGCAGAGGGGUACGCAGAGUCAGUCGGGGCAAAACACUAUCACUCGUCAGCCAAACUAAACAAAGGAAUCGAAGAGCUAUUCCUCGACCUGUGUAAAAGGAUGAUGGAGACCGCCCAGGCGGAGGAGAGGGCAAAGGGGAACGGUGCCAGCCACUCCUCCACAUCUCGGAGGGGUGUACAGAUCGUGGAUGACGAGCCCCAGGCCUCCGCCGCAGGGGGUUGCUGCUCCUCCGCUUAACCCACUACAGCCAUCCUGGACCCCCCUUCCCCCCUUUUCUCUUCUAGCCCCUGCAUCCAUGUCCCCAAGACACCCAGGACUGUGACUUCCUCCCAGCCCUCGGCCCUAGCCCCAGUCCUCUCCGUGUGUCCAUAAAGACUGCUGUUCUUCAUGUGCGCUCAUGCCCCUCUCCUACUCCUCUCUGUCUGAAAGGGUGCUCAGUACCUCCUCUUCCUGCCCCACACCCCUAUAGGGACAUCUGACUGCUGUCUUGGAAAGUUAAAGAGAAAUUGAUUUCUUCUUUCUCCACACCACGUGCUACUGGACUUCUUUUAACUCUGGCCUCGCCUGAACAUGUCUCCCAGACACACACACAUACUGUACACACAUACUAUACACACACACACUGUACACACAAACACACCAUACACCCUCAAGCUGUCAUACGCUGAUUUCUAUGACAUUUCUUGACAAAAAUAACGUGCAUGUCGGUUUGAUUUAUGUAAAUGCUUCAUUUGUUUUACUUUAGAAUAAAAAUAUAAAAUCUUUAUUAUUUAAUAACUUAAAGUGCACAUGUCGUAUGGAAAUCUGUACAUGUCCAAAUCUCCUUUGUACUACAUUUGCAGUAAGCUCUUUUGACAGCUAUGUCUCCCUCCUUGGUCACUCUCUCUCUCUUUGACCUAAAAAAUGUGUCUUUGAUUAAUGCAGUUUUGCACUGGCCCGGCACACUCGAUGCUUUUGGUAUAAUAUUGUACUUCUCUCUCUUUGCCGAGUCGUUCUGUUAAACGACAAAAAAAAACGUCAAAAAAGAAAAGAACAUUGUGUAAAACAUAAGAUUUGAUCUGCUUUCCAGGCUGUGGGGAAACGUGCGCAGGUGUACGAGUGUACAGACGUCUUGUUGAUGAUUGUAAAAUUAAGAUAACAGUUGUGGGUGAAAGCACACUUUUUCGGAAUUGUAAUUUUUUAACUGCUAGUGUCAAGUGUUUUGUAAUAGAACAAUUAUAACAAUUUACAACGCA